This is a messenger RNA of Oncorhynchus tshawytscha (Chinook salmon), 668 nucleotides long. RefSeq names its product transcription factor 12. The coding region runs from base 328 to 666 and encodes 112 amino acids. Gene Ontology annotation, cellular component: transcription regulator complex. The record is from RefSeq and is a predicted model, not a curated record. Lineage: Eukaryota; Metazoa; Chordata; Actinopteri; Salmoniformes; Salmonidae. The transcript has 5 exons. Gene Ontology annotation, molecular function: RNA polymerase II cis-regulatory region sequence-specific DNA binding; DNA-binding transcription factor activity, RNA polymerase II-specific. Gene Ontology annotation, biological process: regulation of transcription by RNA polymerase II.
CGGAAGGAUACAACACAGAAUGUCAUUGUGGUGCUGAGGUUUUUGCGAAGCAAAAAUGUCUGUCUGCAUAAGGUUAACUCGCAAGUGACAUAUAGGGGAUAUUUAGCUAAAUAUUACAACCUAAACCACUAUUUUACAGUAUUUGAGACGCGUUACAGGAAAACGAAGCUCCAUACUACCACACCCGAUCGCCCUAGUUGGAAUUUUAAAGGGGAAAAGGUAAAAUAUUGUAGUGAGUUUGUCAAAAAAGGUUUCGGACUGGGUGAAAGAAGUUGGGAUACAAGAGACUGGAGCUGGUAUGGAGUAAAGGGUCUAAAGAUUGGCAGGAUGAAUCCUCAACAGCGGAUUGCCGCAAUCGGCACAGACAAGGAAUUGAGUGACUUGCUGGAUUUUAGCGCGAUGUUUUCUCCACCUGUAAAUAGUGGGAAAAACCGACCAACCACUCUUGGAAGCAGCCAGUUCAGUGCACCAGGUAUGGAUGAGAGGCCGAGCCAGGCAUCGUCCUCCUGGGCCCCAGGUGGCCAGUCGUCCAGUCCCUCCUACGAGUCCUCCAGGGGUUUGGCAGACAGCCCUCAUUAUGGUGAUCACAUGAGUGGCAGUCGAAUAGUGUCCCAUGAAGGAUUGUCCCAGACACCUUUUAUGAACUCCAGCAUAAUGGGUAAGUAGGU